AGUGUAGCCCCUUCAGUGCCACCUGUCACUGCCUUUCAUUGCCACCUAUCAGUGCCAGUCAGUGCCACCUAUCAAUGCCAGUCAGUGUCACCUAUCAGUGCGCCAAUAAGUGCCACCUAUCAGUGCCAGUCAGUGCCCCCAUCAGUGCGCAUCAGUGCCACCUAUCAGUGCCCGUCAGUGCUGCCUAUCAGUGCCACCUAACAGUGCCAGUCAGUGCCACCUAUCAGUGCCAGUCAGUGCCGCCUACCAGUGCCACCUAUCAG
Staurois parvus is the source of this 263-nucleotide messenger RNA. NCBI's taxonomy places the organism in Eukaryota, Metazoa, Chordata, Amphibia, Anura, Ranidae. The record is from the annotation of a GenBank genome assembly.